AUGGCGACCACUAAUAACCCGCUGGCAGCUCGCCAUAUUCAGAAUCUCAGCGAGGCCGCCGCGUUGGAGAAGCACUGGGGUUAUGUUGAUAGAGCCGUUCCAUGUACGAAUGACCCAGGAUCUUGCGCCUACCUAGAUCAAGUAUAUGGGUCCCAUGAUUUGACCAUGGUUUAUUCCGGCAUAAUGUGGUCGAUAAUUGCUGGAAUUCUCUUGCUUUGGACUAUCGGAAAACGCAUCUUCCCAUCCCCUCGCGCCGACGAGAUACCUACCGGUGCCAUCGAUAGCGAGAGAGUAGCAAAAAUAGCCGGUCGACGCUCGCGAAUAAGGAGGACGGCCGCGGCGUUAAUCCGUCGCUACUUACUACCCGACUCACUAUUUGCUAAUAUUAGCUUCCUCGGCAUCACGUACCAGACGUGGAUCACUCCCAUAAAGAACAAGCCCGGACUUCACAACACCAGAACGAGCUUGGGCCCGUGGUCUGACCGAGUUGGCGUCUUUGCGUAUGCUCUCACGCCACUGUCGAUCUUGUUAUCUAGCAGGGAAUCUAUUCUUUCUCUUCUUACCGGCGUCCCGUACCAGAGUUUCAACUUUCUUCAUCGCUGGCUUGGAUAUAUCAUCGUUGUGCAAGGGUCUCUGCAUACUAUUGGCUGGACCAUAAUCGAAGUCCGACUAUACCAACCGCAGCCGACGACCGCGAUAGAAUGGAUCAAGCAGCUGUAUAUCAUCUGGGGAGUUGUCGCGCAAAUCCUGCUAUUAAUCAUCUUUGCGUUGAGUACUCCGUGGGGUAUUCGCCUCACCGGCUACGAAUUCUUCCGCAAGGCGCACUAUGUCCUGGCAAUGGUAUAUAUCGGGGCUUGCUGGGGUCAUUGGGCAAAUUUGCAAUGCUUUCUGAUCCCAGGGUUGGCUCUCUGGUUCUUGGACCGUGGGGUUAGACUCUUGCGAUCGGCCCUCAUUCAUUACCAAUAUUUACCUGGCGGAUCUAUGGGAUUUCGGGCGGCACACGCAUCUUUGACACACUUUCCCGACGCAGAGCACGGAGAUGUCGUGCGUAUGGAUUUUACCCAUCCUCAGGAUGCCUGGAAAGUUGGACAACACUUCUACCUUUGCUUUACGGAGUGCAGCUUAUGGCAGUCUCACCCAUUUACGCCGCUCAAUUUGCCAAAGGUAAAGGAUGGGCUUGUUUCGCACUCGUACAUUCUCAGAGCAAAGAAAGGAGAGACGAAGAAGGUCGCAGAACUGGCCGCGAGGAAAUUAGCCGCAUCGCCUAGCGCAACGACUCCUUUAAUCCUGUCGGGAACAUAUGGAGAGUCGAUAGUCGAUGAAUUGACACCGGAUGUCAAUGUGCUCUGCGUGGCUGGCGGUACGGGAAUUACAUACAUCUUACCGGUCUUGCUUGGAAUAAUAGAGCAACCAGAAAUGAAGGACCGGAAAGUCCAGCUGGUCUGGGCAGUAAGGAAGAAGGAUGAUACCCGUUGGGUCGAGAAGGAACUCGAUACCAUUCGCAAAGCCGCCAAGGCGCAUAAGAUUGAAGUUCACAUAUAUGUAACGAGGGAAGCAAGUAGCAGGAGCCCGUCGAUAAACGACGAUAUAUUAGAGAAGGACGACAUAGCCGUGAAGGAGUCCGGUUUGGCUUCUUCCGUUGCUUCUUCCGUCAAGGGUGUUCAGUCUGCCUCGUCUCUCAAUGUCGAGAGAAUCGGAGGGGAAGGAUUUGACAGGCACCCCGACCUAAACAAGUUAGUUAGGGGAUUCGUAGACAACACCAUCAGAGGUUCCACGGCCGUAUAUGCAAGCGGACCAGGAAGCAUGAUCAGCGACUUAAGGAGUAUUGUAGCGGCAUGCAACUCGGGCGGGAAGGUCUGGAAAGGAAAUGGUCGAUAUGAUGUCAGCUUAAUAUGCGACGACCGGCUCGAGUGGUAA
This is a messenger RNA of Daldinia childiae, 1917 nucleotides long. RefSeq names its product Ferric/cupric reductase transmembrane component 2. Gene Ontology annotation, molecular function: ferric-chelate reductase activity. Bases 1 to 1917 code for a protein of 638 amino acids. NCBI's taxonomy places the organism in Eukaryota, Fungi, Ascomycota, Sordariomycetes, Xylariales, Hypoxylaceae. Gene Ontology annotation, cellular component: plasma membrane. The transcript is spliced from 2 exons. The record is from RefSeq and is a predicted model, not a curated record. Gene Ontology annotation, biological process: iron ion transport; copper ion import; intracellular iron ion homeostasis.